CAACAUUUUCCGAAUCAGACGGCGCCUUCCCAAAUCCCACGAGAAUACCCCGCCUCUUCUUCUUCCUCUGUCCUUCCGUCCCCAUGGUGCCGCAGCCUCUUCUCAUGCGGCUCCUCCUCCUCGCCGCGGCCGCAUCCGCAGCCACGGCAGCAGGUAACGGCUGCAGCUCCGGCUGCAACCUCGCGGUGGGCUCCUUCACCAUGGGGCAGAACGACACCCUCGCCUACAUCGCGAGCCUCUUCGGCAUCGACGACUACCGGAAGCUCAAGCCGUACAACCCGCGGUCACGGUUCUCGAAUAUUAACUUGUUGACCGUUGGCGAGCGCAUCAACGUCUACUUCCCCUGCCGCUGCCUAGCGCUCCCGGCCGCGCCGUUCUCGACCUACCUCGCUGGCUCCUUCCCCUACAAGGUAUUACCACUCGACACCUACAGCAGCAUCGCCGCCAAGUUCAGCAACCUCACCACCGCCGACUGGCUGGUGGCCACCAACAUCUACCCGUCUAACAAUACGGGCGGCCGCACGGUGACGGUGAACGUCACGGUCAACUGCUCCUGCGGGGACCCGACGGUGUCACCGGAAUACAAGCUGUUCCUAACCUACCCACUUGGUGAGGGGGAGACGUUUGACUCCGUCGCGGAGAAGAACGGCUUCUUGUUGGAGUCAGAUAUGGACCUGUUCAGGAAGUAUAACCCUGCAAAUGACAGCAGGAUCGUCUAUAUCCCUCUCAGAGGGGUUUCGGCCAUUGCUUCACCAACGGAUUCACCGAGCAAGGGUCCAUGGAAAAACAGGGCGGCAAUAAUGGCUAGCGCCUCAAGCGUAUUGGGACUAAGCAUAAUACUAAUUUCAUUAUUCUUGUGGUAUAAGAAAUAUUAUGGCAUGCUACCCUGGCAAAGGGGUUCAAGGAAUGCACCAAGGAUUGAAUCUUUCCUGCAAAAGCAAGGGACUUCACACCCAAAAAGGUACAGUUACUCAGAGGUAAAGAGAAUGACCAAAUCCUUUGCUCACAAGCUUGGCCAAGGCGGCUAUGGAGCUGUCUACAGAGGCAACCUGCUUGAUGGCCGUGAGAUAGCAGCCAAGAUGCUGAAGGACACCGAAGGCGAUGGGGAGGAGUUUAUGAAUGAGGUGGCUAGCAUCAGCAGAACAUCUCAUGUCAACAUUGUUACUCUCUUAGGAUAUUGCCUUCAACGUCCAAAAAGAGCUCUUCUCUAUGAGUACAUGCCCAAUGGUUCACUCGAGAGAUACACUUUUGGCAGCAAUUCUACUGAAGGAGAAGACACUUUAAGCUGGGAUAAAUUGUUUGAUAUUGUCAUAGGAAUCGCACGAGGAUUGGAGUAUCUCCACACAGGCUGCAACACCCGUAUCGUACAUUUCGAUAUCAAACCACAAAACAUUCUAUUGGAUCAGGACUACUGCCCAAAGAUAUCAGAUUUUGGACUGUCGAAGUUGUGCCGGCAAAAGGAGAGUAAGAUCUCCAUUGCCGGGGCAAGAGGCACGAUAGGGUACAUAGCGCCCGAAGUAUUCUCGAGAAACUAUGGAGCAGUGGGUAGCAAGGCUGAUGUGUACAGUUACGGGAUGGUGGUUCUUGAGAUGGUCGGGGCAAGGAAGCAGAUCGAUGUUAGCACUGAUGACAGCAGCAGCAAGUAUUUUCCCCAGUGGUUGUACGAAAACUUGGAUCAGUUCUGUGGUGCCACCGCCUGCGAGAUCAGCAGCGACAACACCACGGAGCUCGUGCGGAAGAUGAUUAUAGUUGGCUUGUGGUGCAUACAGUUCGUACCUGCCGAUCGACCUUCCAUGGGCAAGGUCCUUGAGAUGUUGGAGAGCAACACUGCGCUCUUGCAGCUGCCACCCAAGGCCUUUUGAGCUGGUUAAACAGAGCAUCAGCAGCCCAACUUGUAAACUUUUGCUCUCCUCUUUCUGAUUGCAUACUCUUUUAGUGGAGUACCUACUGAUUUGAGAUUUUGAGUGCAGUCCUUCAAGCUUUUCCCUUUUUCAAAGGAGCAUGCUGAUAUAGUAGGGCUUGAUUCCCUUUAAUCUAUGGACAAAAAGGCUACCAAAGUGGUUGCCACCAGUGAGAUGUU
Messenger RNA from Panicum hallii, 2080 nucleotides. Its product is annotated as PR5-like receptor kinase. Gene Ontology annotation, biological process: protein phosphorylation. The record is from RefSeq and is a predicted model, not a curated record. Bases 84 to 1862 code for a protein of 592 amino acids. The transcript has 3 exons. NCBI's taxonomy places the organism in Eukaryota, Viridiplantae, Streptophyta, Magnoliopsida, Poales, Poaceae. Gene Ontology annotation, molecular function: protein kinase activity; ATP binding.